This is a messenger RNA of Haliotis rubra (blacklip abalone), 2076 nucleotides long. RefSeq lists its product as uncharacterized. Lineage: Eukaryota; Metazoa; Mollusca; Gastropoda; Lepetellida; Haliotidae. Gene Ontology annotation, biological process: regulation of apoptotic process. The transcript has 2 exons. Bases 117 to 1085 code for a protein of 322 amino acids. The record is from RefSeq and is a predicted model, not a curated record.
UGUACAGAAGUCAGAUUUGUUAUACAAACUGAAUAGGUUGGAGGUGUUAGUUGGCUCAUUUCGUGCUCAUUCUGCAUACAGAGAUUUCACGUUAUCAGCCAUCGGAGACGUACAUCAUGACACAACCAGACAAGGGAAAGAUGAAACCAGCUGAUGAGAAAAGUAUCAAAGUGUACGUUAUGGAGAUCGAGGAUGUGGUGGAAGCAAGAGAGCUAACAGCCAAACUGUUAUCUGAAGACAUAAUAGAUCGAGAGGAUAGAGAAAAGAUUGAUGCUGGGGAAACAAGGAAGGAGAGGACGAGGAGACUCAUGGACAUCAUUGCCAUGAGAGGAGAAAGGUCAUUUCCCGUCUUUGUAAAAGCAUUGCAGUCAAGAGGAUACAGGGAUCUAGCGAUGAGGUUGCUUGAAACAAGAUGCAGUUAUCAAGAUAUGGAUACAGAAGAACCGAAAGAGGAUUUGUCCAAACAAAUGGAAUUACUUAUACAGAGAAUCAAUACGAUUGAGAGUGAAGUGAAGAUGAAAAUGGUUACCAAGAAGGAGACUGUAAGUCUCUCUAUCGAAAUAAAAUCCCUUUCGUUGAAAGUGCAAACAAUCUCGUGUACGCUACUUCAGAUUGAAGAACUGUCUAGAUUAAGCAAGGCAACAGAAGUUACAAUAUCAGAGCUGAAAGACCAGUUACGGGCAAAGGAUAAACUAUUAGAACUUGCAAGGGGGCAGAUUUAUGAGCUGGAGAGUAAACUGGAAAAUCUAGAAGCUGAGAAUGCCCUGCUGCGAUCUGAUGUGAAGCGACAAGACAAACAACUCCGUACUCUUCGACGGGCAAUCGAGGACGAGAAGCUACGCAAUGAGAAACUUCGGAGACAAGCGGAAGAGGAUAGAAUGAGGAAUGAGACGACGUUUCACAAUCAUGAGAGGUUGUUUGAAGAGAUGGCGAAGCAGCAGGAUCGCAUCAUCAAAGAGCGGGAGGAGGACAAGGCACAGAUGCAGGCCCUGGAGCGGAAGCUGGAUCAACAGAGGAAGCUGAAGAAGAAUGUUGGGAAACGGAACAUCGUUCCAAGGAACAGAAUGGAGGAGAACAGGAAAUAGAGAUUUGGUACCUGCAGUGAUGGGUUAAGUGAUGGCUUGUGUUUGACAAUAUGGCAUUCCACGGAACAGGAUGUAUGUUUUAUUGCCAUGAAAAGGAUGUACAUGCAGUGUGCUUACUAGUAGCAAUGUCAUUUCAAGUAAUUUAAUUUAAUGCAUUUUUGGGGGGCCACGAAACGGACGUACAUAUUUACAAUUAGUAAUUUCAAUUAAUGUCAGUUGUGUUUGAUGCAAAAUAUGGCAUAUGGCUCGCUUUGUGCUGUACUGCAUGCUGUGUUGUUUGAACCAUACUUAGCUUUCCCGAGCCUUGACUCCUGGGGUAUAUUUAGUUCUGAUGUGACGUGAUACGUCAAACAUACAUGGUUGCUUUCUGCUGUGGAAUUUAGUAUUAUAUGUUGUCCGAAACAGUUAUCGUCAUAGCCGACUUUAUCAUUUGUGCGUUGUCAUUGUUUGAAUAAGAUCAGCAUAGUAUAAGACUUAUGAUAUCCAUCAAACGAUCCUUUUGGUCUUAUCGUAAAUGUCAAAACUCGGUGCUGGCGCACGAAUACAUAAAAACCACAAAGAUGGCGGACCGAGAGAAAGGGAAGAGCAUGAUUGAGCAAAGAAAAUCAAUUAUUUACCUUGUCAAUAAGCAUAAAUACAGGUAAUGACCACCGCAAAUCGAGUGAAAUACAGUCACCUGUACAUUAAAAUGUCAGUUCUGAACGCUGCCUAACUCAAGGGUCUGGACCAGAGGUAGUCUCGCACGAAGUGAGGCGUGGACUCCACAGACAGUCAGACAGUCAGACUGACAGGCAAUCAGUCACAGUCGCACUUACUCAGUGCAGGUGCACUGAAUGACUUUGCGAUCAAUGCGAGUUUUACUUCGCUUGAGGUUGGUCAUCCGAUGCCCAGACUUGCUGACCAAAUGCAUAUGUUUACAUUGCCAAUAUAUUGUGUUGCGUAACAAGAUACUAGUCAUAACACUUCAGCAAUGAAGCAGUUCCGGCGUUGG